Molecule: messenger RNA, 4036 nt
Organism: Nerophis ophidion (straightnose pipefish)
Lineage: Eukaryota; Metazoa; Chordata; Actinopteri; Syngnathiformes; Syngnathidae
Product: trafficking regulator of GLUT4 1-like
Exons: 5
Coding region: 232-879 (215 amino acids)
Cellular component (GO): membrane
Source: RefSeq, a predicted model, not a curated record
CCUCACACACACACACGGAUGUCCUCCUCUCGGAUACACACAAACACGUCGUAGCCAUUUUUUUUUUUUUUUUUUUGCUGUUGAUAAAAACGAACGAUGCCAUCAUUUGACACGCUGUGUUGAAGAAAACGCUGGAUUAACAACAACAACAACAACAAAAAAGGUGCACAAGCAAAGCAUUGUGGGUGUGUUUUUUUUAAAUUUUAUUUUCAUUUGGAGCUGUGAUCCUUCAUGGACGCCAACAUGAUGCCUGCGUCGUCUCCAUCUGUUUGGGCCGGAGAGGAGCGACCGUCCCUGCUGGAUCAGGAAGACCCAGGGCAUAGCCAAGCCUCCACCGCCACGCCGUGCCCUCCCCUUGCAGUGGGGGAGCAGCUCCUCUGUGGCGUCAACCUCUCCAAAGACGAGCUGGUCAUUGUCAUCAACGAGAAACUGAAGAGCAGUAACGGCGUCCACGCCUCCAACAGCACCUCCUCCCCCGUCAUCUCGUCGCCGCCCAGACGGCAGCACUCCAUCUCCUACCCCCAUCACGCCAAGACCAGGAAGGGCAGCAGGGCGAGCUCCAUCGGCUACACCGCCUUCUCCCCCAGGCCCUCGCUGUCGCGCCACUCCAGCAUCGCCACCAACCCCCCCUUGGACCGCACCAAGGUGAAGGACUACCUCCUGCUCUCCGUGCUGGCCUGCUUCUGCCCCGUGUGGCCCAUCAACAUUGUGGGAUUCGUCUACUCCAUCAUGUCUAAAAACAGUCUGGAGCAGGGCAACCUGGAUGGCGCCGUGCGUCUGGGCCGUGUGGCUAAGAUGCUGUCCGUGGUGUCCCUGGUGGGCGGAACCAUCAUUAUCAUCGCCUGCAUUGUCAACCUAGCCAUCAAUGUGAAAACCUGAGUUUUCAUGCCAGGAUGAAACGGAAUGAUAAGGGCAGCUGCAUCCUGUCCGGCCCUCACCUGCACCGCCUGUCUUUAUACCACCUAGCUGUUACCUUGGAUGUGUGACUAACAUAAAAACAACAGCAACCAAACACAGCCACUGAUAUUUAUAUUCUUCGAAUCUUACAGAAGUACCUUUUUUUCGCUAAUCGAAGACAUUAUGCAAAAAGUGCUGCUGAGUCACAAGGGAGGGAUAGGAAAUAGAAAGGUGAAGGAGGAUUGGUGGACUUUUUGGACAUGGACUCAAGACGAGGAGGAGAAACCUUUUACACUGCAUUUAACACACACGGAAAGACUUUUCCCUCCUCCUCUUCAUCCUUUGAGAAGAAACGAUCGCUGUCACCUUGUUGAGACUGCCGCUCUCCCUGCCCGAGGAUAAAGAGAGGCUUAAUGCUAAAAACGGAUUACAGGAGAGGAAAUAUGUGCCAAAAUAUAUCCCAAGUCUCAAUUGUUGUUGCAGGGUAAGAACAUGCCAGAACGUUCCCAAAGUGUCAUUGCAGCACUGUGAGCCGUCGUACAGGAGGGAAACUGUAGCAACAGGACGCAACAUUAGGUACACCCAUUGCAAGAUGUAUCAUGUUUAUUAUUAUUAUCAUUAUUAAGUGACACAAGGCUAAACACGUUGUUACAUGAUGUCUUUGAAUAGGGCAAGUGUACCUAAUGUUAUGGCUUGAACCUUCAAAAUUUGUCGGUCACAGGUACAUGUUUUUGAUGUGUUGUGUGGGUGUGUGUGUGUGUGUGUGUGUGUGUUCUUGUAUUUCUACCCUUCUUGAGAUAUCAACAAUGAAAAGUAUCUUCAAUAUGAAUCAAUACCAUUAAUUGAUUAACGUGGACCCCGCUUUAAACAAAUUGAACAACUUAUUGGGGUGUUACCAUUUAGUGGUCAAUUGUACGGAAUAUGUACUAAACUGUGCAAUCUACAAGUUUCAAUCAAUCAAUCAAAAACCAGUGAACAAGUUAGAACAUCAAUCAUGGUCCCAAUACGAAAAACAAUUGCAUCUAAUAGAGAAAGGGACAAGUGGUAGAAAAAUGGCUGGAUGGACGGUUUUUAAACAUGCUCUGCCUCUGGUCAACAUAUGAAAUAACAAGUGUGUGUAAAAAAUGGAAGUGCUCCCCCUCUGGCCAACAUAUGUAAUGACAAGUUUGUGUAAGAAAUUGAAAUGCGCCCCCUUUAGCCAAAAGUUAUAUAUGUUAAAAAAAAAAAGAAGUUCUUACUUAAUUGUGAGUUUUGUUGAGUAAAAUUACGACUCUUUUCAUAAAAUUUCCAAAAUGUUUAGCUUUUCUUGUAAAACUGCAACUGUUAUUGAGUAACCUUUCAAGUUUUAUCAUAAUAUUGCACAAAUGUUCAGUUUUUCUUGUGAAAUGUUGACUUCCUUUGAGUAAAAUUACGACUUUUAUUGUAAAACUGCCAACAUUUUAAGUUUUUCUUGUGAAAUUGUGACCUUUUUCUUGUGGAAUUCCAACUCAUUUUUCACAACAAGCUUUUUUUUAUAUUUGUAUAGUAUGUAUGUAUUACUAAUGUUGUAAAUACAACUCUUUGUAUGUCUAGAAAGGGUGGUCCUAAAGAGGUAGUACAUUAGUCGGUGGUCUCAAGAAGGUAACAAAUACAAGACUGUGUGUGUGUGUGUGUGUGUGUGUGUGUGUGUGUGUGUGUGUUGUAUAUCUAACCUUCUUGAGACAACCACAAGGAAAAGUACCUUCCAUAUGAGGACCAGUGAACAAAUUAGGACAUCAAUCAUGGUCCCAAUACGGAAAACCAUUGCAUGUAAUAGAGAAAGGGACAAGUGGUGGAAAAAUGGAUGGAUGGACGGUUUUUAAAAUUGCUCCGCCUCUGGUCAACAUAUGAAAUAACAAGUCUGUGUAAACAUUUGAAGUGCUCCCCCUCAGGCCAACAUAUUUAAUGACAAGUUUGUGUAAGAAAUUGAAAUGCGCCCCCUUUGGCCAAAAUUUAUUUAAAAAAAAAAAGAAAAAGUUCUUAUAAAAUUGUGAGUUUUUUAGAGUAAAAUUACGACUUUUUUCAUAAAAUUUCCAAAGUUUUGAGCUUUUCUUGUAAACCUGUGACUGUUAUUGAGUAAUCUUCCAACUUUUACCAUAAUAUUGCACAAAUGUUCAGUUUUUCUUGUGAAAUAUUGACUUCUGUUGAGUAAAAUUAUGACUUUUAUUGUAAAACUGCCAAAAUUUUAAGUUUUUCUUGUGAAAUUGUGACCUUUUUCUUGUGGAAUUCCAAUUCAUUUUUCACAACAAGCUUUUUUAUAUUUGCAUAGUAUGUAUGUAUCAUUAAUGUUGUAAAUACAACUCUUUGUAUGUCUAGAAAGGGUGGUCCUAAAGAGGUAGUAGUACAUUAGUCGGUGGUCUCAAGAAGGUAACAAAUACAAGACUGUGUGUGUGUGUGUGUGUGUGUGUGUGUGUGUGUGUGUGUGUGUGUGUGUGUGUUUGCCGGCUUUUGCUCUUUUUGUGGUCCUGUUUCAGUCUUUUACAAUAAUAUAGGGUUUGAUUAUCAAAGUUGCCAAUCAAAUUUCCUGAUGUGCUCCCAAACAACCGCAUGGAAGAGUGUUCAUGCCAGGAGCCGGCCCUGGCUAUAAAGUGAAAGUUGUGGCCUGCAUUUUAAUGCUGCUGCUCGGUGACAAGGUAGUGCUUUUUAUUAAUUAAAAACAAAACAAGAUGAAUUUUACUGUACAUGGCCCCACAGUGAGUGUGUGUGCCGGGGAUUCUGUUAACCAAACUUGCACUUGCUCUGCUGUGAAUUUCUACACUGCUCCCGUUUGCCCUCUCUGUGAUCUUUACCUGUGAUUCGCACUGUGAUCCCCAAACAGGCUCCUGUUUUGAAAAUGAACAUGGCUACUUUUCUUCUAAUGUAUAUUUCAACUAGUAAUCAUGAGUUGAUGUACUGUAGUCUGCUGAUAUAAUCCUCAAUAGUGUAGUCAUACUUGAGUUAUAUAGUUGACCAGUAGUAGACACACAGGCCUUCCUAUUAGCACCAGGCUACUAUUAUUAUGAUUAUUAUGAUUCUUUGUGAUGACUGGCAUGCUAUGGGGUUUUAAUUCAUGUAUGAACCAUGAGUCAGCACUUUGGAUAUUAUACUUCUGCAGUACAUUUAUAAUAAAGACACAACGCAU